AUGCCUCCUAACUUAGAAGUACAAAAUCCCGAAGAAGAAGAAGAAGAAGUGGAAGUGAAUAAUCAAAUUACAAUUGUUUUAACACCUAUUUCGGAUUAUAGUUCCAGUUCGUCGGAAAUAAAUGAUACUAAUUUAAGUGAUGAAUCGAUUUCGACCAUAGAUGUUCCUUUACCUGAAGAUCCUGCACCGUAUCUUUUGGAGCAAACAUUUAAAGAUUUUUUGUAUCUAAGCAUCUAUACUCCAAAUCUCCGAGAAUUGAUUCUUGAUGGAAGUGCAGUAUCGUCUUUGAGAGAUCUUGGAGGAGGUUUAAAAAACCUGAAAAUUUUAAAAGUAAACAGAUGUGGUCUGACUUGCAUAGAUGGUGUUUUUAGUAUAGAACAAUUGGAAGAACUGCAUGCUGCUGAUAAUGAGAUUGCUACGCUAGCUCCUUGUGCAUUUUUAACCAAUCUCAGAGUUCUUGAUGUUCGAAGAAAUCUUCUUUCAAUGGAAAAUGUACCUUAUCUCAGUUUUUGUGAAAAUAUUGAAGAAUUAUACAUAGAAGGAAAUCCUGGAAUAAUGUCACGUUUUCUUGUUGAAUUGCUGCGACAGAGACUAUCGAAUAUUAAAAUUUUGGAUGGAAUGUUACUUACAGAUAUUAUCAAUGAUGUGAAUGGAGGCAAUGAUAAUAAUUAUGUUGUUGUACAGAACAGUUUAAAUAGAAACAUCUCCAAUCGGCAGCAGAAUUUGAACUUUACAGUUGAUUUUCCACCAAGAGUAGUUUUGCAACGUUAUUUUUAUAAUGAAUAAGUAAAAUAAAAUAGUAAAGAUAAAGUAUAUUUAUUAUUGAGAGAAAUAGAAUGAAAAAAUAGUUAAAUAAAAUUUAGAUAAAGG
Molecule: messenger RNA, 870 nt
Organism: Psylliodes chrysocephalus
Lineage: Eukaryota; Metazoa; Arthropoda; Insecta; Coleoptera; Chrysomelidae
Source: the annotation of a GenBank genome assembly